Molecule: messenger RNA, 443 nt
Organism: Pyricularia oryzae 70-15
Lineage: Eukaryota; Fungi; Ascomycota; Sordariomycetes; Magnaporthales; Pyriculariaceae
Exons: 2
Source: RefSeq, a predicted model, not a curated record
CGCUUUUUUCUCUGCAGCAUUUCUUUCUGUUCGUUGUUCGACUGAAUGCUUUCUUCUCCUCAACCGUAACCUCAGCAUCAUCCUCGAUAUAUCGUAUUGUCAUGGAGGGAUACCGCUUUCUGGGCUGUCUGGUACAGGCACUGUGGUGAGAUGGGCUUCAGCGUCGCGCGUGGUCAGGCAGUUGAUCUGCCUUGGGCUUGAUGCUUGCAGCCAACGGUGCUUAAUGGUUUCUGAGCUUGCUGUCAUUUGUCUACUCAUCCUGUAGUCAUUCGCAAGACUGGGGGCUCACGCACGGCCUACCAGGCUGGCACGGGUCAGCUUGGUUUUGCUUGUAGCUUAGUAUAGCAUGUUGGACAUCCCGUCAACAUAAUGAAGUCCUUGUUGUCCUUUACGUUUACUCAUGCUCCCGCUCUUUGUUCUGCUCUGCGUCCCCAAAAGCGUCG